Vigna umbellata (rice bean) is the source of this 894-nucleotide messenger RNA. The record is from RefSeq and is a predicted model, not a curated record. Lineage: Eukaryota; Viridiplantae; Streptophyta; Magnoliopsida; Fabales; Fabaceae.
AUGAACCGGUUUAAUAGGACCGCUCGGCAAGUAAGGGGAGUAGGCAAGAAGUUUACCAUUAGCACUCUGGCCACCACGUUGAGGCCUUCCCCUUUCGUUGAUAAUUUGUUUGCGGAACCCCCGUUAACCUUGGAUGAGUUGCAAGAGAGAGCUGCUCGGUUCAUCAGAAUAGAAGAGAUGAGGGCAGUUCAGAGACGACAACAGGAGCAGAGCUCAACUUCGGGGCAGGAGAAGAAAGAAGGCAAAAAACCGUUCAAACCCGGCGAACGGAUAAAGGGCCAGAAGUACAGAGAUGGCCCAAAACGGGCUAGAUUCGAAAAGUACACCCCACUGAAUAUGCCAAGGGCUAGAGUGUUGGAAGAAGCCCUGAGUGCAGAUCUUAUUCGUGACUGCACUGUGUUGAAAGAUAAAGUGGAAGAGCUGAUCCGGGCGGGUCACCUGAAAAAGUUCGUUAAGGAGGAACGGAGGACGCGAAGUCCACCCAGAAGGGCUUGGGUGGAACGAAGUGAUAGGAGAGAUGAUAGACGCCCAGAUCGUAGGCGGAGUAGAAGUCGCAGCCAUGACCGAUCAUUGCAUGGCACGAUAAAUACUAUCUCUGGACGUUUUGCUGGGGGGUCAUCGGCGUCAGCAAGGAAGAGAAACCUAAGGGAGCUUAAGAGCGUUCACCGGGUAGAUGUGAGGAAGCGCUUCAUGCCACCCAUCACGUUCACCGAUGAAGAUUUUCAUGCUCCGGAUCCAGACCAAGACGAUCCGAUGGUAAUAACAGCUAUUAUUGCUCGGUACAGCGUAGGAAAGGUGUUGGUGGAUCAAGGAAGUUCUGUUAACAUUCUUUACUGGAAGACGUUCCAGCAGAUGGACAUAUUCGAGGAUCUGAUAUCCCCGUUUAACGAGUAG